AUGUGCCCUCAGGAGAAGCCCCCUGGCCGGCUCCUCUUCCUGCAGUACGUGGUGCAGACCCUGGAGGACGACUUCCAGCAGAACCUGAGGUUGCGCCUGCUGCAGAAGUCGAUUGCCAAGAAAGUGCUUUCAUGUGACAUGUGCUUCAACAAUGUCAAGGAGGUGGUCGAAUGGUUGGUUGCAGCAGUUACAGGAGUCGGAUUCUCCCAGCCCCGGGAGCAGCCGCAAGAAACUACAUCCUCUUCAGCAGAAGCAAGGGCUGAACACAGCUCAUCUGCACCAUGGCUGGCCAGCACUGACCAGGCAGAGGUGGCUCCACCAGCUUUCUUCGCCCAGAAGGUGAUGCUCCUGCUCCAGCGGAUGCUGUCCAUCGCAGUGGAAGUGGACAAAUCUCCCAACUGCAGCUCCUGUAAUGCAGAUGUGAUAUUCCCGUUUAUACUGAAUAUUCCCCUGAGGAGCCAAAGGGAAGCUUUCUUAAACACCAUGGAGAGCCAGCUCCUGCGCUGCAAACUGCUAGAACUGUUGUUCCAGCAUAGUUGCGACGUGCCCACGACCUUGCCCUUGUCUCUGGCCAAGAUCCUGUAUUUCCUGAGCCACUCCUCUGUGCUGCUGCAAUACCAGGAUGAAACAGCAACAUGGCAAAGAUGGGAUGAGAUGCUGCAGUACUUGAGUUUGCUGCUGAUGAGCUACCAAAAUGUAAUACUGGAGCACUUACGGAGCUCACUCAACGACCGGAUGGACUUGAUCAUUCAGAAAGCCAAGCCCAAGCUCCAGGACAGCGAUAACAUCAGCCACACGGACAUUCAACUGGAGAUAGAGGACUUCAUCAGCCGAAUGCAGCAGGUCCUGGGGCAGCCUUUUCCCCUGCAGAUCAUGGAGAAAUUGUGCAUGCUUCGGGAGUUGUUCCUCAUCAUCACUGCUACCUGAUGGAGACGACCACUGUGGCAGGGGGCACAAAGAGCUUCGUGUUUCCUCUACAAAACCCCAUCAAAACCCCCAUCUCAUGCUGCAGUCUCAAGUGUCAUACGUCACGUGGGUUUGUACAUUUCUUUGGAAAAAUGUCUGGUUUACAUGGUCUCAAUUUCCUUUCAAACUUGCCUCAUCCUACAGUUUUACAAGGCACUUUGUAAACUUUUAAAAAAUAAAUUAUUUUCAU
Gymnogyps californianus (California condor) is the source of this 1156-nucleotide messenger RNA. It is a transcript of the gene SIMC1, whose product is annotated as SUMO interacting motifs containing 1. NCBI's taxonomy places the organism in Eukaryota, Metazoa, Chordata, Aves, Accipitriformes, Cathartidae. The record is from RefSeq and is a predicted model, not a curated record.